Messenger RNA from Heterobasidion irregulare TC 32-1, 525 nucleotides. RefSeq lists its product as uncharacterized. NCBI's taxonomy places the organism in Eukaryota, Fungi, Basidiomycota, Agaricomycetes, Russulales, Bondarzewiaceae. The coding region runs from base 1 to 525 and encodes 174 amino acids. The record is from RefSeq and is a predicted model, not a curated record. The transcript has 2 exons.
AUGGGUGAAGACAUGGUGAAGAAACUGCUGUUCGCGAUGAGCGCCAUAGAAGACACUCUACCCCGGUACCUCGCGAUACAUAACAAGCAGUGGGACGACAUCUUCACUAGAGCGGGCGGCAAGCUGCAUACUGGGGUGUGCCGUCCUAACUAUCGUUAUUUCGUUGCUUGGCACAAUGUAUUUCAGCAUCCCCGACUCGGUGCUCGCGAUUCGCAUCUGGCCCAGCGGCACGGGCAGUACUGCCUCGACUUCUUCCACGCACCUGUGAACACUCCCGACCGCUACGAGAUCGUGCACGUUCCCCACCCGGGUGUGUUUACAUUCAGGGGGAGGCUGGUGUCCUGGGAGAAAGCUUUGGGCAAAGACCAACAUAUGCCUCCGGGAACAGAUAGGUACAGCGUGCCAGAGGGGUCGCAGCUCGUGGUCGUGCGUCCUGGAGAAGAUCCCUUUUAUUUUCAAGUUCCUCUUAGACCAGCUCAGCAGCAGCGCGUCGAGUAUGCACAGCCUGUGGCUGCUCUCCCCUAG